AACGGAAAUGUGAUGACUUGGCAAGGCCUCAAAAGUUCUAUAAGAACGGUAUUCAUAAAAAAUAAAAAAGUGGAACCCACUAAUACUGAUGAUAUUACUUUGUUGAACAGAAGAAAUGUUGUGUAUAUAAACCCAUUUCAAGAGAAGCAUAUAUUCUGCUAAGCAAAGCAUGGAACCAACAUUGCAACGCUCUCAGUCUCAUCCCACCAUUCUCGGAAAGUACCAACUAACUCGCCUCCUCGGCCGCGGCAGCUUCGCCAAGGUCUACCAAGCCCGUUCCCUCCUCGAUGGCGUCACCGUUGCCGUCAAAAUCAUUGAUAAAUCCAAAACCGUCGAUGCCGCCAUGGAGCCUCGUAUAAUCCGCGAGAUCGACGCCAUGCGACGCCUCCAUAACCACCCUAACAUCCUCCGAAUCCAUGAAGUCAUGGCUACUAAAACCAAGAUCCAUCUCGUCGUUGAGUUCGCCGCCGGUGGUGAGCUCUUCUCCGCUCUCUCACGCCGAGGACGCUUAUCCGAAUCCACCGCUCGUCGCUACUUUCAACAGCUUGUCUCCGCACUUCGUUUCUGCCACCGCAACGGCGCCGCUCACCGUGAUCUUAAACCACAGAAUCUUCUCCUUGACGCCGACGGCAACCUCAAGGUCUCCGACUUCGGACUCUCUGCUCUCCCGGAACACCUCAAAAACGGCCUCCUUCAUACUGCCUGUGGCACGCCGGCGUACACCGCUCCGGAGAUUCUCCGCAGGAGUGGCGGUUACGACGGGUCCAAAGCCGACGCGUGGUCCUGUGGCCUAAUACUCUACGUACUCCUCGCUGGUUACCUUCCGUUCGAUGAUUUAAAUAUUCCGGCGAUGUAUAAGAAGAUUUCCCGGCGAGAUUACCGGUUUCCAGAUUGGAUUUCGAAGCGGGCGCGUUUCGUGAUAUAUAGGUUACUUGACCCGAAUCCUGAAACCCGAAUGAGUUUAGAGGCUCUGUUUGGGAACGAGUGGUUUAAAAAAUCGCUUAAAGACGAAGCGGAAAAGAGCGUGUUUGGGUUCGAUUACGGAAAGGAAGGGAAGGAUUUAGGUUUGAACGCGUUUCAUAUAAUAUCCAUGUCUUCGGGUUUGGAUUUGAGUGGUUUAUUUGAAACGACGUCGUUGGAGGGUGGGAAGAAUAAUACUGAUAGGAGGGAAAAGAGGUUUAUUUGUAGUACAAAGAUGGAAGUGGUUGAGGAAAAAGUGAAAGAAGUGGGAAGGGUUUUGGGGUUUAAGGUUGAGGUUGGGAAGAAUAGUGCAAUUGGUUUGGUGAAAGGGAAAGUGGUUUUGGUAGUUGAGGUGUUUGAGAUUAUGCCUUCUCAACUUGUUUUGGUGUCUGUUAAUGUGGUUGAAGGUGGGUUGGAGUUUGAGGAUAAUCAUUGGGGGGAUUUGAAAGCUGCUUUACAAGAUCUUGUGCUUUCUUGGCACAAUCAAGAAUCUUCAUGAAUAUAUUAUACAUACAUAGUACACAAUGGUUAUGAUCCUUGUUGAAGGAUCUCCAUGUUGAGUCAAUGGAGUGGUACCCUGUAAAUAGUUAGUUGCUAAACAUGACUUAUUAAGAAACAGAUGACUAAGAAACAUUAGUAUAUGAUGAAGAAUCAUGCUGGUUAAUAGAUGUUUAGUGAGAUAUACCUCUUCAAUUGAUUUUUAGUUAAAUUACAGGUGUGUGUUUAUUUAUGUUGGUUUCUUCCAUUUCGUGUUUUAAGGAAAAAAAUAUAUAAUAAUUAUUAAUGUACAUGAGAAUUAAUGAUGCUAAUGUUUUAAAUUUCUUCUGCCUUUAAUUUGAGUCAUAUAGGAAAAUUUAUGGCUUUAGUGGUGAUUAGGGAUUAUCAUGUUAUUAGAUCCUAUAGUUCUAUUCAUAUCAGCAA
Molecule: messenger RNA, 1881 nt
Organism: Cicer arietinum (chickpea)
Lineage: Eukaryota; Viridiplantae; Streptophyta; Magnoliopsida; Fabales; Fabaceae
Product: CBL-interacting serine/threonine-protein kinase 4-like
Biological process (GO): signal transduction; protein phosphorylation
Molecular function (GO): ATP binding; protein serine/threonine kinase activity
Source: RefSeq, a predicted model, not a curated record